UGGUUGCUGAGGUGGAGAGGCGGAAGUGGAGCUCCGUCCUCCUCCAGCGACCCGCUCACUGACACGCACUCACCGGGCCACCGUGGAGCCGCUGCCCGCUGCCUGCUGGUUUAUGUUGGGCCGUCUGCUCGGUCAGAAAGCUCCGAGUCUUUUCAGGCGGCUGUCUGUGAUCAUGAAGCCGAAGGUGAUCUUCGUCCUGGGCGGACCGGGAGCCGGGAAAGGGACCCAGUGCUCCAAGAUCGUGGAGGCCUACAGCUACACUCAUCUGUCAGCGGGAGAUCUGCUGAGGGCAGAGCGCGGCAGAGAAGGGUCCGAGUACGGACAGCUCAUCGACACCUACAUCAAAGAAGGCAAAAUCGUCCCGGUGGAGAUCACCAUCAGCCUCCUCAGGAAGGUACGCAUGGCAUGCAGGCUGCAGAGAUAUGGAGCCGUGAUGUUGAAGGGACAGGAAGCUGCCGUUAAAAGUCGACAGUUGGAUGGAAAUCUGAAGUAGAUCUAUAGAUUUUCA
Molecule: messenger RNA, 508 nt
Organism: Cyprinodon variegatus (sheepshead minnow)
Lineage: Eukaryota; Metazoa; Chordata; Actinopteri; Cyprinodontiformes; Cyprinodontidae
Gene: cmpk1
Product: UMP-CMP kinase-like
Exons: 2
Coding region: 113-493 (126 amino acids)
Biological process (GO): UDP biosynthetic process; CDP biosynthetic process
Cellular component (GO): cytoplasm; nucleus
Molecular function (GO): ATP binding; UMP kinase activity
Source: RefSeq, a predicted model, not a curated record